CAUAGGAGGCACAGAGUGCAGGCUGAAGCGCGCCCUCGGGAGCUGCGCGCAACAGAUGUCUGCUGAGAUCUGAGUGGAGAGGAGGGCGCCAAAUAGGAAGGACGGCAGAUGUGCGUCUGACAACAAACCAGGAACCACUGCACUCGUCCUCCUCUGUAUACCCACCUAUGAGUCCUUGACCUGUCGGCCCUUUUCUCAUUCAGGCCGAAGAUCCCAGUAACAGGACGAGGACACAAAGUCUGACAGUAAGAUCCAGAGCUGUCCUAGCUCAGCUAGCUAACUGGAGCUAAGCUAAGCUGGCCAGCCCUACUUUUUUAUGUUGGAGUUAACUUUAUGAGCAAAUAUCAGUGCGCCUGGUAUUUGGCUUCAUUUCUUGUUGUGCCACAGCAAAAACAAACAUGGAGGCAAACGGUGUGAGCAUAUGGCCACGCAUGGAACCGUUCCUACUUGGUGCCCUACAGGUGGCACCAUCCUCCAAGCUAAACCUACACUAUCUUCGAAAGAUGGCUAUCUACGUGCGAACAAGGAAUGGCUGCUUCCCCAUCCUGAGCUGGCCCAUGUGGAGGCAUAUCGCCUGUGGAAAGUUGCAGCUUCCAGAAGACCUUGCGUGGCUCUACUUUGAGACCUAUGACCUUCUGAUAGGUCAUACACCAGAGGAGAGGCUGGAGUGGGCUGAGUGUCUUUCCCAGUGUUCUACUAAAAGUGAGCUGGACCAGCAGAGGAACAAGUUGUCUGUGGACACUCUGCAGUUUCUCCUUUUCCUCUACAUUCAGCAGCUGAACCGCGUGUCUCUGCGCACCUCUCUGAUUGGGGAAGAGUGGCCCAGCCAUCGCACUCGCUCCCCGUCUCCAUCAGACAGAGAGUCCAAGACUAGCUAUCAGAACAAGAAUUGGGACGAUCAGGCUCACCUGUCCUUCGUGCAAAGCCAUCUGGCAGAGAUUUUGGAGCUGCUAGUGGAGCCUGGUCAACUGUCGCAAUCUGGACAGGCCCUAAGAGACUGCCAGGUAUCCCUGGACGCUGUGCGGAGCUUGGGUCUGCUUCUGGAGGGCUCAGUUUGCCAAGGAAAAGCUGUUCAGCCCAUUCACCGGCUGCUGACCAAAGGUCCACUCCAAACACAAGCUGGCAACUCCUCGCUCACCCGUUCCUUCCCCCUGCACAAUCUCCUCUCCUGCCUCCAGCGCAGCCUCACUCUGAAUCCCUUUGGAAUAACUGCCUGUCUCCAUUCGGGCAAGAAGCUCGCUUGGGCUCAGCAAGUGGAAGGGGCCAUGAAGAGAGCCAAGAUAGCCAGGAACACCCACAUGGCACCACCUGGUAGUAAAAUGGUGCUGAUGUCCCAAGUCUUAAAACAGACCCUGGCUAAAACUUCAGACAAGCUGACUGGUGCCAACAUUAAAAUCCAUAGAUGUGCUGAUGCCUUCAUAUACCUUCUCUCACCUCUCAGAUCAGUCAGUGUGGACAAAUGCCGUGACAGCACUGUGGUUCUGGGUCCCGUUGAGACCAGCGUCCACAUCCACAGCUGCCAGAAUGUGCGGGUGGUGUGCAUGGCCGGCCGAAUUGUUAUUGGAACUUCCUCACAUUGCACCAUCCAUGCCCUUACGCCCACACGCCCGUUGCUACUGCCGGGAAACACGGACAUUACUCUAGGUCCUUUCCACACUUUCUACCCUUCCUUGGAGGAUCACAUGGCCAGCGUGGGGCUGGCGGUUGUCCCUAAUCUCUGGGAUCAGCCCUUACUUCUGGUGACCGAGGGCCUUGCCAGCCACUCACUCAAUACGUUGUCCAGCCCAGACCCCUCCUGCUACCGCUUGCUGCCACCAUCAGAGUUCCACACACUGGUCGUGCCUUUUCAGAUGGAGGGAGACACAUGUGAGGUGCCCGGUGGUCUGCCUCCUUCAUACCAGGCAGCUCUGGACGAAAAGAAGAGGAGGAUACAGAACUGGCAGAAGACUGUGAUAGAGGCCCGGCUGAGCAAGGAGCAGAAGCAACAGUUCCAGGAAUUGGUGGAAAUGAAGUUUCAUGAGUGGCUUCUGGAAACGGGUCACAGGCAGGAACUGGACAGCCUAAUCCCACCCACAAUCGCCUCUGUAAAGGACUCUGAUGGGGCAGCAGCAGACACCAACCAAGUGAAUGAUCCCAAACAUAUGAGGACUGGACAGGCAGUGGGGCAAUCAUCCAUGGCGUGUUGAAUUUUACUGUUUGCUUUUUUUGCCAGCAGAAUAAUUGCACCUGUAAAUUAAGGCAGCAUGGCCGUUUGCACAUGCAGGUUACAUAUGGUCUUCUUCUCACACGGUGCUGCUGUGAGUUCUUGCUGCUGGUUAAGCUUUUCCAGCAGCUUACAGUUGUGUCCAAGUUCACAGUUCCUUCUUGAGAAAAGGCAGCUAAAUGUUUGACAUGUCUAAAGUGGGAGUGAAUUGGCUUGUUAUCAAACAACAUCAUGUGCCACACACACUCUGUAAAGAUGAGGCAUGUGUGAAGUCGCCACAUGCUUUAAAGAGACAUUUUCCUGCUUAUUGUCUUCGUCAGAGUGAGGAUGAGGAGGAACAAACUAGGCACAACGAUUAACUGUGAUUGACAGUCGAGUAAAUAGACCCUGACACAUUGUUUUCAAGCAGUCAGUCUGUUUUUCAAACAUAAUUUGGUACCAACUGUCCAUCCAGUGUGUAGGUGAACUUUGUGUUGCAAUAGAGAAACCAAAACCUGUUUGAAUUCAUUUGAUAGACAGCUUUCAGGUGCUGAAUUAUGGGUAACUGUGGUUCAGUGUGGUCAUGGACUAUGAAUGAUUAAUAGGAUAGCAGAAAGCUAUGGUUUUUAAGCUAGCUAACUGAAACAGAGCCUAGAUAUGUUGAACUUGCUUCCUAUCACAGCCCUCUGGAGACCCUGUCGUCUCUUCCAUGCACCUACUGACGCCGAAUCUUCUCAAACAGACCUCGUAUACAAGUUUUCUGAGGGAACCUGCUGAGCAUUUAAAGAUGUAGAUGGAGGAUGGAUGGAUGUAGAUGCUGAACAUUUUAAGCACUUCGAAUCUAAAGGGGCAUGUUAGUACCUAGAUCGUAAUAGUAUUAUUUUUUAGAAUAUUAAUAAAGCAUUUUCGUGCGUGUGUGUGUGUGUAUAACCCGUUACUCACAUGCUGCUAAUAGCUGUAGUGACGCUGUUUUGUGUGCUCGAGUUUGCUCUCACAUGACAGUGCAGCUGCUGCAGAGUCGUGCUUGAAUUUCUGCAGUACAACAGAACAAGCUAAUCUGCUGUUCCAGCUGAGGCAGGAUUUAAUAAACUGGUGACCAGUUUUCCAAGAAAACUUAAAUGUAUAUUUAUUUUUGAAUAAAGAUGUCGAUUUUUAGCACUGAAUAAUAAUUAUUUUUCAUAAAUCUACUUUACCUCUAGAAUAACUGUUAGCAGUGAAUACCUCCAAGUGUACUUCAGGCAGUUAGCUUCCUCUUUCCACAUAUACUUUACGGCACACUGAAUUUUGCCUUCUAUACAAAAUAUGAUGUAAAUUAUACACAGAAGGCCUGCUUGAAAUCAUCAGGGCAGCACUGUAUUGGAAAUAGCAAAUGAAGGGAAUAUGUGCUUAAAACAGUUUCAGGAUGAACCGAUUCAUGCUGUAAACGCCUUAAUGCUGUUGUUUACUAAAAAAUGGUCCUGUUAAUUUGAUGCACAGCUCUGUGCAAGAGCACCAAGUCAUUUUUAAUUGUUAAAAACUGAAAUAAAGGUUUUGACUACAACCGGG
Pundamilia nyererei is the source of this 3727-nucleotide messenger RNA. RefSeq names its product TBCC domain containing 1 (gene tbccd1). Gene Ontology annotation, cellular component: spindle pole centrosome. Gene Ontology annotation, biological process: maintenance of Golgi location; maintenance of centrosome location. NCBI's taxonomy places the organism in Eukaryota, Metazoa, Chordata, Actinopteri, Cichliformes, Cichlidae. The transcript is spliced from 10 exons. The record is from RefSeq and is a predicted model, not a curated record. Bases 399 to 2186 code for a protein of 595 amino acids.